Molecule: messenger RNA, 1011 nt
Organism: Aegilops tauschii subsp. strangulata
Lineage: Eukaryota; Viridiplantae; Streptophyta; Magnoliopsida; Poales; Poaceae
Source: RefSeq, a predicted model, not a curated record
AUGGAGGAGGAGGAGGAGGUGAACCCGGGCGCCACCAGCUCCGUCCCGGCACUGAGUCUUGGCGCUCCCUCGGCGGACCAGGAGAACAUUGAUACUAUCAUUCGGGAGGUCGCCAGGGAUGCUGAGGCCGAGGCCAACAAGAUCGCCGCCGAGGAGGCCGCCAAGGAUGCUGCUGAGGAUGUCGCCAAGGAGCCGCCCGGGGAGACCGGCAAGGCCGCUGCCGAGGAGACCGACAAGGGGCCUGCCAGGGAGGCCGGCAAGGCCGCUGCCGAGGAGGGGGCGGUUGAAGACCAACCUUCCUCCUCUGCUGCCUCCGGCUCGGGCCGGUACCUCAAGGUGAGCGACGACCUAUUCGUCCACCUCCCAGGGACGGAGAGCACCGGGGUGCCCACCAAGGGGGAGGUGUUUGAUGACGAGGCCAAGUCCAGGAUGGCGGUUGUGGACAAGGCAGAGGCAGACCUCGAGGAGCGCGUCGCCGAGGUGCGGGCUUGGUUCCGCCAGGCCCACAAGGACUUGAAGGCCGCCCAGGACAUGCUGGCUGAAUGCAAGCUGGAGAUUGUCAUGAAGCAGGCCGACAUCGAGAAGGCCCAGGAAGUGGUGAAGCAGCAGGCUGCCCAGGAUGAGGCCGCUCGGGACACGGAGACGCUGGCGCAAAGGGUGGCAAAGAGGGCCAAGGCCUCGACGGGCGACAAGCCCCCGGCGGGCGCUUCCUCGACGGACCAGGAGAACAUCGAUACUAUCAACGAGGAGGUCGCCAGGGAUGCUGAGGCCGAGGCCAACAAGAUCGCUGCCGAGGAGGCCACCAAGACCGCCGAUGAGGACGCCGCCAAGGGGCCUGCCGGGGAGGCCGGCAAGGCCACUGUGAAAGUGGAACAGCUCCUUCGGGGCAUGAGCGCCAACUUCCAGAAGCUCCAGGCGCUCCACCGUGCCCGCUUGGACAAGGCAAAGUCUAGGAUGGCGGCGGUGGACAAGGCGGAGGUGGACCUCGCGUGGCGCGUCGCCGAGACAUAG